AUGACCCAGUCGAAGAAGGCAAGAUGGCGGGCAGUGUGAGGAACACGGAAAAUCUUUUCGAACAGCAAGACAGAGAGAAACUUUUAGAGCUUAAUUUUUAUGGUUCAGGUGGAAUUAGGUUCAAGGGAAGUGAAAGCAGCGCACUUUCUCUUCUAAACAAGCUGAGACUCGAGGGAGAAGAAGGGGGUUUUUGCGACGUCACCCUGGAAGUAGAGGGAAGACAAUUGGCCACUCAUCGAUGUGUUUUGGCGGCAAGCAGCCAAUUUUUUUAUACCAUGUUUAACAGUGGUAUGAAAGAAUCAAGCCAAACACUCCUUAAGUUGCAUUCAGUUAGUUUUGACUCCAUGUCGCUCAUUCUGGAUUAUUUUUACACACGAGAGAUUCUUAUAAACGACGACAACGUGUUGGAGUUGCUCAACACUGCAAGCUUUCUUCUUGUCACUCCAGUGAAAAAGGCGUGCAUUCAGAUUCUUAACAAACAGCUUAGCAUUGAAAAUUGUUUCAGUAUUCUACAAGUAGCCGAGCAGUUUGGCGCAAGUGAACUUGCGAAAAGGGCAAGCUACUCUAUUAAAGAGAACUUCUUCUCUGUGGUGAACAACGAAGAAUUUGUUUCCAUUUCAAAGAAGAGUUUGAUUGACUUUAUAUCCAGUGAUGAAAUUCAAGUGGAAAGGGAGGAAGAGGUCUACCAAGCUGUACUGAAGUGGGUGAAGUAUGAUGAAGAAAAUCGUGUCUCAUAUUUACCUGAAUUACUAAGCCAUCUCAGAGGGAAGUCGUUGCCUAAAGGAUUCCUGAAAUCGGAGAUGUCGAAAGAGCCAAUACUUGCUACCUUCUCUAGUCUGGUAGAAUCUUCCAAGAGGAAGAUCAAAACAAAAUGGACAAAGAAGAAACGUGGAAAGCGAACAGGGGCAGAUGACAAACCAGAAGCUGAGAGGACAAGAACAUCUACAGAAUUGCAUAAUGUCAUGAUUGGAAUUAGUUCCAUAUAUGGUUUCUGCAAGGCAUUCUGUUAUGAUUUGGACAAGGAAGAAACAUUUGUUUUAUCAGAUUACCCCAAUAUGCAUGUUGAUCCAGAAUUGGCAGUUAUUGGACGGUCUCUGUACAUAAUAGGUGCUAGUUCCACAAGAUUAAGCACUCUGUGUCUUGAUGAGGUGAAGAAUGAGAGGAAGUCUAGUAUGCACCCAGAAUGGGAGACUAAAGCACCUUGUAAAGUUGGCAGAGUGGGGGCUUCCCUGGUACAACUUAAUGGACUGCUGUAUUACAUAGGUGGAUGGCUUGAAGAUGGCAGUUGCUGUAACACAGUGGAGUGUUACAAUCCAGAAAUAGAUGAGUGGGUGUACUGUACUAGCUUGAACACUUCCAGAUCUAGGUCAGGCUGUGUGACAGGGAAUGGUCACAUUUACAUCAUUGGUGGUGGAACUGCUCUUAUAUCGGAGAGUUCAGAAACAUUUCUUUCAAGUGUUGAGAGGUUUGUUUGAUUUAAAUAAGAAUUUCAUCCCUUUUUUCUCACCCACUGGGGAAGCAAAUGGCAAGAUCUAGGCUCACUGCACAGAAAUCACAAGAUUGAUGCCAUUUUUAUCCAUAGCAAUAAUGUUUUGAGCUGCUUUAUCUGCUCAUUUCCUAUUUUGAGAAUUUCUCAACUUUAAUCUGACAUUUUUCAGUAAACACAAAAACAGUUCAUUUUUGAAAAAUUUAUUAGCACAAGCUGAAAGAGCAUAUUAAAAUAAGAUAAACUGAGAGUUUCCAGCCAUGUGCCUCAAAAGUAGUGAUUGCAAUGGCUGCUGAAAGUUGGAAGCAUUUGUAUGGGAAAAACAACUUUUGCCUUCCAGUCACGCUUGCAUGAUCUCGACACAAAUUCUUGUAAUUUCAAAAUUUUCAAAACUGUCAUGAAAUAUUUCCUUAAGCAUUGUGAGGCUCAAAUCUCCUUGCAAUUUGAGCCCUUAAAUGUGUAAAUGAAAGAUUAAUGACAGUUUAAAAAGUUUAGAAUUUACAGGAUUUGUAUGGAAAACCCACAGGUAGCCCAAGCUCGCUAUGAGAGCCCUGAGCAAAAUUAUCCAUCAGCUAAUUAAUUAUCUGUGCAGCAAAAAUUAUAAGGCAUUGUAUGAGAAUUAUCCUACAGUAUUUCUACAUCGUUGAGCGAAAUGUGCAUUAAAUUUUUCCUUUUAAGGUUGCAUUUAGUAUUUUCUUAUGUUUACUUGUGUGUUGACUGCAUUUCAUGCCUGUUGGGAUGCCAAGAACCUGAGAACAGCACUACUCUUCUAGGCUAAUUACUGAUUCAUAAAGGAAGACAAUUAUGAGAUGUUGUAUGAGAAAUAUUCUUUGCUCACUAAAUUAAUAAAAUGUGCAUUGAGUAUCACUUUGAAGCUUACCUUUAGCCUUUCAACCCUCCUAGUUAAAGUGUUUGCUUAGUCGCCAUUUGGUAACCAACUCUUUAGGUUUAGGGAGACUUUUUUACAAAUCAAGUCGCCAGUUUGAAAAUUCUAGGCGCCAUGACAACUAAAAUGGUCGCAACUUGGAGGGUUGCCUUUUCUUGUUUUUCAUUGUAUUCUGACUGCAUUUCAGACCUCCUAGGCACUGAUUAAUGCCUUUUUUUUGAGGACAUUUUUUCACCCGGAUGACAGUACUCCACUCCGCUCUCGGCGGUGAUAAAUGCCAUGACAUUUGCAACAUGGAGGCAAUUCUGCCAGAAACAGAUGUUCUGAUAAAAAAUGCACAUUUUCCAUCGUUCUUAUCACUAAAAUUCCCAUUUCGAAGGUCCUAGUGGAAGUCAAGCAUUGCGUGUCAGAUAUAUAGUGACAUGCUGCACUUGGUUGACGUCUACUCUUCUUUUAAAAAAGCCUUCGACAAUGGUUUUUUAUGUAUGAUGUAGAAAAAAAAUAUUGCAAUAACAGUUGCAGCUGUAAACAAAAAAAUCAAAAGAUUGCAUUGUUUCUCGUUGAACAUGCACUUACAAAGUAUUUCAUUUUUUAAAACAAAAAGGAUUGAUUUUCCUGGUCUGGCUUGUCCGCUAACUAAUAGAUAAUGACCCAGUGAGGCACCGUUCAACGAACCCCUUUGUUCAUUUGUUAGACUGAAACGAAACUUGCUUUGCAAAAUGAAAUACUUUUUAAACAAUGCAAUCUUUUGAUUUCUUGUUUACAGCCGCAACUGUUAUUGCAAUAUUUUUUUUUCGGCUACCAUUGCGAUUGCUACUUUUGGGAUAUACAGCUGAAAAUUCUCAGGUUACCUAAUUUAAAUAUGCUCUUUCAGCUUGUGCUAACAAGAGUUUUCAAAAGUGAACUGUUUUCGUGUUUACCAAAAGUUGAUGACGUGAUCACAGUCUUGCAAAGAGCCUAUUCUUACAAAGUUUCUCAUCCAAUUUUCUUGAACCUGUUGGUCUUUAAUAUGUUUGUAGGUACGAUCCAGAAAAAGAUACAUGGUCAUUUGUUGCCAGUGUGAAUCAAGGAAGGAUAAUGCCAAGCUCUGUAUGCUUGAAUGGCAAGAUCUAUGUGAUUGGGGGACGUACAUCCAGUAUAACCUUCACCCCUACCUGUGAAGUGUAUUUUCCUAAUACUGACGAGUGGCAGUUCAUUGCAAGUCUCCCUCACCCUGAUCCUAGAUGCAUUGAAGUUAUUGUAGUAAAGAACCAGAUUAUGGUAACUUGGAUGCCUGACGUAACUCUCGAUUUCUCUCACAAUGCUGUAAAGUACAAUGUGCGGGCUAAUGCUUGGCGAAAGGUAGAGCGUUUUGGUCCAAGUAACAAGCAAGCAUCUUUUACUCUCUGUACCACUAAGCUGCCUGCAAUGAUCCUGCAAAGGCUGCCCAAAGCACUAUUUUUAGACGACUUUUUUGAAGAAGAUAGUGAAAAUGAUAUGGAAGAUGAUUCUUACAGAAGUGACAGCGAUGACAGUUUAAGUUUCUUUGGAUGGCGGGCAAUGCGUGGGUUUAUGGAUUGGGCUAAUGGUUCCAGUGAUGAUGAAGCCUACUGGUAAACAGUUUAACUUUUUAAGUCCUAAUAUCCUCAUACAAAUUCUCCUGACUGAUCUCCAUAUAUCCUCAGUGCAUAAGUUGAGAGAAUUUGAUAAAAGAUCCAAAUAUUUUCCCUUUGGGAUCAUUUGAUAAAUUCUCUUUACCUUUUUUCCUUGUUUAUUGAAAUUCUUAGAAGAAAGUUGUUGUUCCAUUUUAACUCUUGGGACCUACAGGUUAAAUGCUUCCCUUAAUUUGGAGGACUUGAAGUGCCAUGUUUUAUUUGCUUGGGGAGGUUUUAAAUGUGCCUCAAUCAAGCAUUUCAUUUGUAAAUCUUAAAGUUUACCAGUUAAAUAUUUUCACUCAUGUGGCCAGCAUCUAUGCUAAUUUAUUGGAACAAUGAAAGUUUUUGCAUAAGAAAAGAGUUCAACUCCCACAGGAUUAGUUUAGAACGCCAACAUGGCCACCGUUUCGUUGUUAUGGAACGCCAAUAUGGCCGUUGUGAUGUCUGUGAAAACGCUUUAUAAGGAAGUAGUCUUCAUUUGACACUGAUGCUUUAGGUAGUGUGCUAGUAUAAGUUUUCUGAGCAAUGUAAUAGUUCUGAAAGUGCCAUUAGAAUGCACUCAAGCAAUACAGUGAAGAUAUGGGUGUUCCAGUGAAAGAAACUCCACCAUAUAGAACUGUCAGUAACUUUAAAUGUUGCUAUUGACUGAUAUUGUAAGGAGAAGUUCAGUUAUGGUCACUUGUGGAGGUUAGAGGGUACGAGUGGUGCCUCCUACAGCUGGUGACAAAAGUAAUGGUUUAGGCACAUUACUCUGAAGGACAUUCCCUUGGUUUGCUGUCCCUUCCGCACUGCCUCUGGAAAUAUUGUCCUGCAGGUCAGGGUAUGUGUC
This is a messenger RNA of Porites lobata, 4835 nucleotides long. Lineage: Eukaryota; Metazoa; Cnidaria; Anthozoa; Scleractinia; Poritidae. The record is from the annotation of a GenBank genome assembly.